This is a messenger RNA of Myxozyma melibiosi, 1731 nucleotides long. RefSeq lists its product as uncharacterized. The coding region runs from base 59 to 1588 and encodes 509 amino acids. The transcript has 4 exons. The record is from RefSeq and is a predicted model, not a curated record. NCBI's taxonomy places the organism in Eukaryota, Fungi, Ascomycota, Lipomycetes, Lipomycetales, Lipomycetaceae.
CUUCCUCAUCUUUGCUCUGCGUUCCUGCGCAUCUGUGUAUAUCUACCCCUCCUCACUCAUGUCCUACUACGACUCCAGCGCAUGGCAAGCCGCUGCCGCUCCUCCUCCUGCUCCUGUCUGGGAAGCGCGCUCUGUCUCCGCCAACUCGCUGCCUGUCGAAGAGACCGGGGCUUUCUCCUCUCAAAUCGAUGAGGUCGAACGCGCCCUCGACAACCUCAUAAAGUCCGGCAAGUUCUUCCCCGCCAGACGCGAUGGCAUGCCUCUCCUCUCCCCCGGCAUCCCUCACGGCCCCGUCGCUCCCAUCGACCCUCGCAUGGCCCAGCCCGUCGCCCGCCCUCCCUUUGUCUCCAUGGCCUCCGACCCUGAAAUCAUGCGUUCGCAGUCCUCCAUGGCCGCCCUCAACGGCUUCUACGCCUCUCAGCGCUUCCAGCCCUCGCCCGUCUCGCAAACCCCCAACCCGCGUGGCGCUGCCGCUGCCGACCCCGAGCAGGUCUUGCAGAUGAAGCGUCGCUUGGCCGCCGCUCGCGAACGUGAACUCCGCAACUACCACCAGGAGCAGCAGUUCAACCGCAGCAUGUCUCCCGACACCGCUCGCAAGGUCUUUCCUCCUCAGCAGCCUCCCACUCCUACCGGCAUGAUUCACGAUCUUCCCGCGUUUAACCUCGCUGGUAUGGGCAAGGAGCGUGUCAUGUCUCCCUCUGCUCUUUCGGAAGAUGAUCGUCGCGAGAUGCUCAACCGCCAGCACCGUGCUCUCUACGGGGAGAUGGUGUCGGCCGAGGAGCAGCAGUUCCUCCGGGCUUCUGGCACUCCCAGCGAGCCCCGAGUUAUGUCGCCUCGAUUAGCCUUCGACCCUUUCCAGCAGCAACUACUGAAGCAGCAGCAGCAGCAGCUUCAGCAACAACAACAGCAACUCCAGAUUCAGCAGCAGCAACAGCAUCAGCAGCAGCAACAACAGCAGCAACAGCAACAGCUGCAGCAACAGUCGCAGCAACAGCUGCAGUUGCAGCAGCAGAACCGCGAGUCAAACUCUCCUAUCGGCCGUCCUCGCUCGAACUCGAACGGCACCUCCUCUCCUUCCUCUCGCUCGGCGAACUUCAGCCUGUUUGACAGCACAACCACACGGCAGUCAAACACAUCUGCAUCUUCUCCCGAGCACUCUCCUCCUCGCGCGCCUUUGGUUCGCGCAAACACGUCUGCUACGGUCGGACCGAUUGGUUCGCGCCCUAUCGGAAUUGGGUCUGGCGCGAUCGGCGGCUCGCGCCCGAUCGGGUCUCCGUUCUCGCUCGGGCACGAGUCCGAUCCGUUCAGCCAUCAUCUUCCGGAACGGUCUCCGUCUGUGGCGUCUAACCCGUCAUCGGUUGUUGGCGGAGGCGACACAUCAUCGUUGUCGAGCUCGUUCAACGGCGGAAGCCUGUCGAGCAGCACGAACAACAUCAACAACAAUCAAAACAACACACCUGGCGCGAAAAACAGCGCGCCAGGAUCCGCUUCGAACCCUUCGACUUCAUCGUCUACUGGCAACAUGGCAUGGUCAUCAAAAGUUUGGGGCAAUAAGGGGUUGGGUAUGGCUGCAUCUGUCUGGGGUUAAUCAAAAGAGAAAAAGAGAUCUUUUUUCUUAUUUUUUUUGACUUUUGUGCGAAAAAGAAGUUCAAAAAGCGUUCAUUGGUGUUUCCUUUUUUUUUGAUUUACUUUUAUAAUCAUUUUUUUGGUGGAUUUGAUUUUGUGUAAUGU